This is a messenger RNA of Pantherophis guttatus, 2520 nucleotides long. The record is from RefSeq and is a predicted model, not a curated record. Lineage: Eukaryota; Metazoa; Chordata; Lepidosauria; Squamata; Colubridae.
AGAGCCCCAUCUUCUUCCAUCCUGUAGCCGACCUGCUCCUCCCUCCCUUGGCAUUUUCGGAAGACUAAUUCCAAAGCAGGAAUGUUGCCUCUCUUUUGUCCACGCGAACUUCACACUCGGAGCGGGGAAACCUAUUUAUGUUCGGAUUUCCUCCGUCUCCUUCAGCUCAGCAGCCCCUUUCCGCUCGUUUGCGCACCCGCGCCGAGGCAGAAGUCUUCGUGCUUGGCGGCUACCACGUGGCGGGAGCGGUCACCCGGCUCGCAGAACCAUUGUCAGGGGGCGCCUGUCUGGAAAAGCAACAGCUUCCUCGCUCUUUGACGGGGAAAGGCGCGGCCCUCCGUCCUGGAGGAAUCUCCCCGGAGCACCAGCGCGCCUCCGUCUGUCAGAGUUAGGCUGGAGGGAGAGGGAGGCGAAUUUGGGCGCGAACUCGCGUCGGGCGUUGAGGCGACUCGGGAAGGUCCGCCGGUCGUCCCAUCUGCACCUAAGGCCGCUGCUGAUUGGCUAAGCGAACCGGCCGGGCCUUCCAGCUCCGCAGCAGGACUUUCUCUCUCCCCACUCCUUCCCGCCCCCCGCCCUAAUCAGCUUACUUUCCUCUUGGAGGCGACCCACUUGUGGCGCCGACGCCGUGCAAGGCUGGCCCGCCUGCCCGUAUAAGCAGAAGCGAGGAAAAGUCGGCAAGAAUUCCAGAGGGCCACGCCAGCUCUUCUCCCCUUUUUCUUUCGGGCGUGCGGAAGGGCGGUCUCGGGUGGCGCCCGGAGUGAGCCCCGCAGAACUCGAGGGUGGUGGUGGUGGUGUUUAGUUUGGACCGCGCCCGGCUAAGGGGCGGAAUGGGCGUGGAAUGGGCGAAGGGUGACAAUUUUUAACUUAAGACAAGUUCCGGGAAGGGCUGCUAGGGCGAAGCUCUCCUUCCCACCCACCCCCGAUCACUCCCACCCAGCAGCGGCGGCGGGAGUAGUAGACCGCCUUGGGUUGAGUCGGGGCACAGCGGCUCGGUCGUUUCGGAGAUGGAGUGGGGCAGCCUGGGGACUGACUCCCGCCAGCCCAGUUGCCGGGAAAGGUGACUCUUAUCGCCGGCCAAGUUCGAGCCGGACCGUUGCUCUUCCACCGGGCGAGGUGGGCGGCCGCUUUGCAACCCAACCGCGGAAGGCAAGAAGGCAGGCGAGAAGGCGCUUGGGCGGGAGAGGGCCAUGGGGGCCAACAGCACGGAAGACCUCUCUUCCAACAGCACCCACCCUCCUCCUGAACAGGAUCCGGCCCGCAACUACGCCGCCUUGGUCUUGGGAAUCUUCCUCAUCCUCUUUAUCAUCAGCGGGAACUUGCUGGUCUGCCUCAGCGUCUGCACGGAGAAAGCGCUGAAGACCACCACCAAUUACUUCAUCGUCAGCCUCGCCGUGGCCGACCUCCUUUUAGCCAUCUUGGUGCUGCCUCUUUACGUCUAUUCCGAGUUCCAGGGAGGUGUUUGGUCUUUGGGCCCAGUCCUAUGCGAUGCCUUGAUGACCAUGGAUGUCAUGCUAUGCACUGCCUCCAUUUUCAAUCUCUGUGCUAUCAGCGUGGAUCGGUUCAUUGCUGUUUCUGUCCCACUGAACUACAAUCGACGACAGAUUGACCUGCGUCAACUGAUCCUCCUCUCCACCACUUGGAUCUUCGCUUUUGCUGUGGCAUCCCCAAUUAUCUUUGGUCUCAACAAUGUUCCAAACCGGGAUCCAUCUUUCUGUCGUCUGGAGGAUCAGAAUUAUAUUGUAUAUUCCUCCAUCUGUUCCUUCUUCAUUCCUUGUCCUGUCAUGCUGGUCCUCUACUGCGGCAUAUUCCAUGGACUUAGGCGCUGGGAAGAGGCUCGGAAAGCCAAGCUGAAGAGUAGCAUUUAUCUGGGCAAUAGGCAGGUAUACGGUCCACCGCCUGUCAUUGAGAAGAACCAGGAGGAUAUCAAGACAGAGGAAUUUAACCCCUAUGCCUGCUCCGAUUGCACUUUACCCAGGGAUUACAAGAACAAUGGCAUUCAAACUAUGUCCUAUCCACACAUCAAAUAUGCACCGAAUGGAGAACUCAGUAGGAAGCCAGCCAAAAUCAAUGGCAGGGAAAGGAAGGCCAUGAAGGUGCUUCCAGUUGUGGUUGACUCCCCGGAGAAGCAGUCUGAUUCAAUGAUCGAACAAAAGUUCAGGAUUCCCUUUGAUAUACAGUACAGGAGAACACAGAAUACAGGUGCUUUCCUUUUCUGUUGGACUCCUUUCUUUGUGGUGCACAUAACCAGAGCUCUCUGUGAGUCCUGUAUCAGGUCUGGCCAAGUAAUCAGCAUUGUCACAUGGCUGGGUUAUGUCAACAGUGCCCUCAACCCUAUCAUCUACACAAUCUUCAACACUGAAUUUAGGAAUUACUUCCGCAAAGUUUUGCACAUCUUCUGCUAAUCCUGCUGGAUUCUUUGUCUAGAACUGAACCAAGAAGAAAGGAGAGUAUAUUACACUGGGGAAAGAGCCAGACCAAUUAUUGACUUUGUAUAGUUUAAUAAAGCUUUAUUUCUUAUUA